UGAAGCGCGAGCGAAGUUGACUUCAUAUCCACAGAUAUUGUUAGCCUAAUGGAUAAUUAUUAUUUUAAAAAUUUAUACAAUUAAACCCCAACAGAAAAAGAAUGGAAAAGAUUAGAUAUACAAAACGAACAACCAAUAAAAGAUCUUACAACUUUGCUGAAGAACCUGUUCAAUCAAAAAGAAUAGAAUUAGAUGACAAUUUACCAGUAUCUCUUACAAUUAUUGACAAGAAUUCUGAUCUCUCAAAAGAACAAAAUGUUAUUCAACCAGUCACAGAUGAAAAUGAUUUAACGAAAGUUGAUAAAGAUACUGGUAAGCCUCUUUUAUCAGAAGAAGAUCUACCACUUCUACAACAAGAUCUAGAAGAGGCUGAUGAAAAUGAAGGAGAAACGAGCAGUGAUAUCAAUAAGGCUGUUGAUGAAGUUGAUUUUACCAUGCAAGCAUCUGAUGUAAAGUUAACAGAUGUCAAAUUAUCAAAAAAAAAAUUAACUCAUUCAGUUUCACCCUUUAAGAAUGAUAAAACAGGAAUUCAACAAGCACAGAAGAGAUUUAAAAAUAAAUCAAUGAAACCACAAAGUAGUGGAAGUAGUGAAGAAGAAAUAUCACCCUGGGCACACAUUCAGAAGAGUAGUUUGUCAAAAUGUACAAAAGCAUCAUCUAGUUCAACAAAAAGCCAGUCUGUUCUACCAGGAUUAUGCAUUAUAUGUAAAAAGAAGGAUAUAUUUCGAACUGUUGCAUAUAAAAGGCAGAAAGAUAAAUUAGUACAGGCUGAAACUGAAGAUGCUGGCCAGUUACGUACAGCUGCAGAAAUGAAAGCUGAUGAGAAUAUUUUAUUACAUAUUAGAGGGAAAAAUUGUGUGGCCAUUGAGGUCCGGUACCAUGCAUAUUGCUACAGAAAGUACACAAAUUUUCUUAGAAAUAUUAAAGUCCAAAGUUCAAAGGUUGAUAAAACAUUAGGUGUAGCAUAUGAUGCAUUUAGACGACAGAUUGUUGACGAUAAGAUAAUUCAAGCUCAAGAGAUUAUGAGAAUGACAAGAUUGACAUCAAUAUUUCAUCAAAUGAUAGCACAGUUAGAAGGACCAGACACUGGUUUGCCAAAAGCUGAUAGUUUAAAACAACAGUUAAGAAGAGAUUAUCCGCAGUUAUCAUUUCAUUCCCCACUACAUACAGUUAAAAGCGAAAUGGUAUUCGUUGACGCUUUACCUGACGAAAAUUUACUGGAUCAGCUGCCAACACCAUCUUCUGAUACAGUAGUUACUAACGUGCAAUCAAUUCUUAGUCAACAAUGUCAAAUUCCAUUUGAGGAACUAAAUCUAACACAAACUUUAUAUGAUGCCAGCUUAUUGAUUCGGAAUUCUCUACAUUAUCAUUCUAAUUUGGCAUCACCAAGGCCCCCUACAGCUGAACAUUUUACUCUUGAAGCAUGUGCUGCAGUUGUACCUGUGGAACUUUAUAAUUUUUUGGUCUGGUGCACUGGGUAUUCAGAAGACCGAACCAUUAGUGAAACAUUAGAAUUACAACGAAAUAUUGAAAGAAGAAUUGUUUCUUUAUGCCAAGAUAUUGUGUACUUAGCAUCAAGAGGGUAAAAAACAACACCAAAUUCCCUAUCUUUAUCUUUAUCUGUUAGACAUUUAACUGGAUCAUCUCAAGUAUUAGACAUUUUAAGCAAAUUUUGACACUGUGCCUCUAAGUCAUCUAUUAUAUUCUUUGAAACAAGUUUAGCACAAUUACAGAUUUCUUUAGGAUGGAACCUCCCAGUAAGAUUUGCAAAGAAUGUGUCAACUGUUAUUGUGUGAGAUUAUUUUGACUUGAAACUUGAACAUAUUGUUUUAGUGUUUGACCAAGUUACCAUAUAUGCAAAAGCACAACAAAUCAUGUGGAACAAUAAGAUGUAGAGGAUAAUGAUAAAAACAAAGAAAAUGAUCCAGAAUUAUCCAAUAAACCAAUAAGCUUUCAAACUUCUGCUGUAUCACCAAUAGUGUUUACUCCAGAAGAAGACCCCAUUCCGCCAAAACAGCUUCAUGGCAAUGUAGAAACGCCUAAGCAGUUCUUAUUCAGACCACCAUUAUGUACUUCUACACCAAGAAUUUCCAGAACAAUCUUAAUGUCUGACAAAAAACAAAAACAAAACAGACAACCGUUAAAAACAAGUGUUUUGCUGACGGAAGAUGCACAUGGAGUUAAGGAACAAAAUGUAGUGGCAAAAACUACAAACUGUGUGGAAAACACUUGUAUAAAAUUACAAAUGUCUGCAAAUGUUGAAAAACUUAAAGAAAGAUCAUCUGUAGAAUAUGUGCAAAAGGAAGCAGAAACAGUGACAAAUUCUUUAACAAAAAUAUCUCAAGAAACUGUGAAAAAAUCAGCAGCAACUAUGCCCAAGGAAUUGAACAAAAAGACAAAAUUAUCAAAGGAAGUUUUAGAGUUAAUGGAACAAAACUUGAAGAUGUCGUCUAGUUCCGAUAUUGAAUCUACCCAUCUGUGUAAUGGAAGAUCUCUUCGAUCAAGGUCUAGCAGAUCUAGUGAUUCAAAUCCAAAUUCUAAGAAACUAGGCAACACAAAAACAACAAAGAAAAAGAAAACAGCAAAGCAACUUGAUAAGUUGAAAUAUGGUUUAAAGUCAACACAAUUGAAUAAUCGAGAUUUACAGAUCAUAAGAAGUUCCUCGGAUUCUGAACCAGCUUUCAAUAAAUCAACUGCCCAGAAGAAAUUUGUUCAUUCUAAGCUACCUUCUAAACUAACAUCUGAUGCUGUUGUAGUUGAAGGCUCUUCAGAUUCUGAUCCUCCUGUAUAUAGUAAAUCAGUAUCUAAGACAUCAUUCAGAUCAAAAAAAGCAAAUAUUGAAAAGAGACAGAAUAUUAAAACAACUAGACCAAGCACAAUAAAAGCCUCAUUGAUAAUGUCUCCGGAAUCUGGUCCCAGUAGUGAUACUAGAAAUCGUCGGAGAGAAAGUAGAGAUAGCCAAUCUAUCUGCACUAUACUAGGAUCUUCUCCAAGUAAUAAUUCUAGCAGCACAAAAACACAAAAGUCAAAUAAAACUUUCACUGAUUUAUUUUCGUACAAUACAAUAAACAAUACUCAAAAGGACAAAGCUGUAUCUGAUUUAAAAGGCAAAAAAUAUGCUCUGAAAACGCAGAAAGAACAAUUAGAUCAAACACAGAAAGAACAAUUAGAUCAAACGUCUGCUGUAGGAUCAUCAUCAGACUGUGUUGAAAUUAUGAUGGAUAAUACAAAUAGAGAUGUGCAUGUAGACGAUAUUCACAGUGAUUAUUCAAAUAUAUCUCAGACUGUAACCAAAUCCCAGCCAGAUAAAAAUCGAUCUAGGCCUACAUCAAAAUAUAAUAAUAUUGUCAGUGCUAGUCCCAGUCGAAGUAUUGACCUAAACACUUCAAAUGCUUCACAAAAACGCAAAAGUUUUAUUGGUUCUUUGAAACAUUUAGCAUUAAAGAAACCUGACUUUAGUCCGAAUGCAAGUAAAAGAAAAAGAAAGGCUAAUAAUAAUAAUAGUGUGAUUAAUACACCAUCUGGUAGAAGCAAGCAAUCAAGUACAAUUUCACGUGCGUUAUCAUAUAAUGAUACUGAACCAUCAACAUCUAAAAGUGGUAAAAAUAAAAAGUUGGAGGAAGCUAAAUUAAUGUCCUUGUGGUGUGAAGAAGGUGAAACUAGAACAGUUACUGAUAUAACAGACAUAGAUGUUAUAUUAAAUAAUAUACCUGAUACAGAUGUUAAUACCAGUGAGGGUGUUCAGUGUAGGAAAGCGACAGAGAAAUUUAUUUCAAUGGUAAAAUCUGAACUAAAAAAUACAGUAUUAAAAAUAAAGUCUGUGAAAAAAGCAGAAAAUAGAUUUAAAAAGGCCCAAAUUAGGACUAGAGCAUUAAAACGAGAUUUACAAAAUGCAGAAAUAGAAAAUAUUAGUCUUCAAGCAGAACUUGAUGGAUUACAGAAAGAGAGAUUAACAAAUGUCAUUUCUUCAUGGACAGAACAUUUCCAAGUAUUGAAGCAAAAAUGGCCAUCAUCUAAAAGAACUAAAACUAAGAAAGACUGUGUUUAUAUUGGAGAUUUACCUGAAGAAAUAACACAGAACAAUACAAAUGACUAGUCAUACUGAAUAAAAUGUUAAUUAGAGUUAUGUUAUGUGACUAUAUUCUUGAGUCUACUUGUCACAGUUUGAAUCUAUAGAGAGAGGUGGGAUGGUACACGUAAUUGUUGUCUCCAUACUUUCGGAGAAAGCAGGUGACUAUUAGUAUGGCUUCAUCUGCCUGUCUGCCUGUCUGUCAAUCUGUCAAACUUUUUGGAUCUCAAUAACUCUCCUUCUAAAUGAGGUAGAAUGUUCAAACUUGAUGUAGGUGUUUAUUAGGUGAAUGCCUUGACAGUGUUCGACCAUGCGCAUUUUCCACUAAGGCUAAGAAGAGAUAAGCAAUGUGAUUGGUUGAAAAUUUGGAACAUAAUAACUUUCGUUCUAAUUUGGCGAGAGUGAGGAAACAUGUAGUAUAGAUUCAUUAUAUCAAUUACCUUGACUAAGUUUGAUGAUAAGUUUAAAAUUAAUAUCUGUCAUCUAUUUAUUUAGCCUCACUAUUGGCUUGUUAAUUUUACUAUUGUUUUGUUUUUUGUUAAUUUAUGGGUGAAAUGUUAAGUUCCAUAUAAUUAGCCCUGUUCCAGGAAUUUAUUUCUACAAAUUAAUCAAUAGUAAUAACACAAUAAUUAAUAACUGAAAAAAUAUUGUUUUAGGUCAUUUAGACUCUGAAAGAAGUCACAAUAAGCAUGCUAUGGACCAAAUCUGGUUCACUAUUGUCGACUUGGAAUUCUUAAAAUGUUGGAUUCUUAUAGACACUGUAGAAAUAUACAGUGGAUGUUAUAAUAAUAACUUCCUUGAUAGUAAACACGGGUUAUUGGUUAUAUUAUAGUUCAUGUAAAUAUUUGUACAUCCAUAAUAGUAACAUUUAAAGGUGGUGAAUGUAUUAUUAACAAUUUAAUCUUAUGUCCAUUUUCAGAGUUGAACAUUUUAUAUGAUUUUAUACAUUGCAGUGAUGCCCUUUAUUUAUUCAAGAUUUCUAAAUAUCAAUGCCCUAUUUGUAUUUAGUAUAUAUAUUAGGACAAUUUGUCAAUGAUUAGGAAGACAAAAAUAAGUGAAUGAUUACCAGAAUAUUUUGUUUUAUUUUGAAACCCUUCUUUUAAAGCAGUUAUGUUGUAUUUUAGAUUUUUGAGCAUAUUCUAACAGAUCGUUUAUUGUUAGGCCGUUUUCGUGAAAUAUCCUAUUUUCAAAAGGGAGGCUACUAUUGUUUACUAUAAAUGUAUGGUUGUUAUUCAUUAUUGAUCAUUGCUAGAUAAAGAUACCUGUAAGAGUAUUGAAACGUUGCAUGUAAUAAACCAAGAAGUAGUAAAUCUAUAA
This is a messenger RNA of Patella vulgata (common limpet), 5386 nucleotides long. Its product is annotated as kelch-like protein 28. The transcript is spliced from 17 exons. Gene Ontology annotation, molecular function: protein binding. The record is from RefSeq and is a predicted model, not a curated record. Bases 102 to 1586 code for a protein of 494 amino acids. Lineage: Eukaryota; Metazoa; Mollusca; Gastropoda; Patellidae.